AGUUGGUUGGCUUCCAGGUAGACGUACUUGGACAGCAACUUGCUUUCGAACCAGCCCAUUGCAGAGAAGCCCGCACGGAACAUUGACCCUGGCCACCGCGGCCGCGGCACCUGGGUCAGAGUGAUGAAGGUGCUGGCUCCAUUAUGCCCACCGUGGAUGAUAUUCUGGAGCAGGUCGGCGAGUUUGGCUGGUUCCAGAAGCAAGCCUUCCUGACCCUAUGCCUGCUCUCGGCUGCCUUCGCCCCCGUCUACGUGGGCAUCGUCUUCCUGGCCUUCACCCCGGAUCACCGCUGCCUGAGCCCCGGGGCGGCCGAGCUGAGCCGGCGGUGCGGCUGGAGCGCGGCGGAGGAGCUCAACUACACGGUGCCGGGCCCGGGGCCCGCGGGCGACGCCUUCCCCCGCCAGUGCCGCAGCUACGCGGUGGACUGGAACCAGAGCGCCCUGGGCUGCGUGGACCCGCUGGCCGGCCUGGCCGCCAACAGGAGCCACCUGCCGCUUGGGCCCUGUCUGCACGGCUGGGCCUACGACACGCCCGGCUCCUCCAUCGUGACCGAGUUCAACCUGGUGUGCGACAACUCUUGGAAGGUGGAUCUCUUUCAAUCCUGUGUGAACCUGGGCUUCUUCCUCGGCUCCCUGGGGGUCGGCUACAUUGCAGACAGGUUUGGCCGAAAAUUAUGUCUCCUGGCCACCUCGCUCACCAGUGCGGUCCUGGGUGUCCUCACGGCCGUGGCGCCAAACUACACGUCCCUGCUGCUCUUCCGCCUGCUGCAGGGCCUGGUGAGCAAGGGCAGCUGGACAUCCGGCUACGUCUUGAUCACAGAGUUCGUGGGCAUGGGCUACAGACGAAUGGUGGCGAUCCUCUACCAGAUGGCCUUCACCGUGGGGCUCGUGGUGCUCUCGGGGGUGGCCUAUGCCAUCCCUCACUGGCGGUGGCUCCAGCUGGCCAUCUCUCUGCCCACCUUCCUCUUCCUGCUCUACUACUGGCCCGCCGUGCUCUGGGGAAGCCACCCCGUGGUGAGGCUCUGCGUCUGCAGGUGCGUGCCCGAGUCUCCCCGAUGGCUGCUAUCACAGAAGAGGAACGCUCAGGUGAUGAAGAUAAUGGGCCACAUCGCCCAAAAGAACGGGAAAUCGCCUCUCGCUGAUCUAAAGAUGCUCUCUCUCAAAGAGGAUGUCACGGAAAAGCUGAGCCCUUCCUUUGUAGACCUGUUCCGCACGCCACAACUGAGGAAGCACACCUUUAUUCUGAUGUACCUGUGGUUCACGAGCUCCGUGCUCUACCAGGGUCUCAUCAUGCACGUGGGCGCCACUGGUGGGAACCUCUACCUGGAUUUCCUUUACUCGGCUCUGGUUGAAUUUCCCGCGGCCUUCAUCAUCCUGGCCACCAUCGACCGCUUCGGCCUCAUCCGCCCGUUGGCCACGUCCAAUCUGGUGGCGGGGACAGCCUGUUUCAUCAUGAUUUUUAUCUCACACGAUCUACACUGGCUAAACAUCACAGUGGCUUGUGUUGGCCGAAUGGGAAUCACCAUCGUGUUCCAAAUGGUGUGCCUGGUAAAUGCCGAGCUGUAUCCCACGUUUGUCAGGAACCUUGGAGUGAUGGUGUGUUCUUCCCUAUGUGAUUUGGGUGGGAUCAUCACCCCCUUCCUGGUCUUCAGGCUGAUGGGGGUUUGGCAAGGCUUGCCGCUCACUUUGUUUGCGGGGUUGGGCCUGGUUGCCGGGGGAAUGGCGCUGCUUCUUCCUGAGACCAAAGGGAUCACCUUGCCAGAGACCAUUGAGGAUGCAGAGAACCUUGGGAAGAUAGCAAAGCCCAAAGAAAACAUGAUUUACCUUCAGAUCCAGACAUCAGAAUGUGCCGGCACCUGAGAGAGACACUUCGCUCGGAACGAGUGGCAGAGAUGAAGAUGGGGUUUUCAUCUGAAGAAAUGCUUACAAACCCUUAUUUCUCUGUUCUUCGUCACUCUUGCCUGCCCUUAAACCAAUAUCCUGAAGAACACUGCAUGAGUUUUAUUUUCUUCCUUUGAAAUCUCCCAAAGCUCUGGUUAUCUUUCAUCUACUUACCUUUCCUAGUGAGAGCUGUUGGUGGUUACCAGUUACUAAUUAUCUAAAAUAUUUUGAAGAGUCAAUAGAAUUUAAACAUUGCUGUAAAAGAGGAUUGUGUUACUGGUUUCCCACUGUUUUAUUCACUCUGAGAGAAAAUGUCUUUGUAUUUGUAGUAUCUAUCCUGGCAAAAGUAUCUCAACAUGUAACUUUCUUGAAGGGCACUUGUUUCUCAAGCCUGGCGCCACUUCCAGCAAACCAUACCUGAGUCAUGUUUGCACACAACUAAUAGAAUAAAACCUGACCUUCAUCCAAAAGCAAGAAGUACUGUAAUCUUCUUAGGAAGAAGUUUUGGCCACCUCUGCUCCAGGAGUAUUGGAUUCAAUUUCACUCUUGGUUUUCAUUCUUGUUGGUGAUUCUAGAAGGUAAACUCCUACGCCAGCUGUAAAGCAUUGUACUAAAUAUAUCAAAAAGAGUUCAGUUUACUGUGAGUUAUGUGGUACAUGGUUCAAGUUCUGGUUGAAGAAGUGAUUUCAUUCCUAUAGAAUACAUACAAUUUUAUUUUAAAAUUUCUUUACCAGUGAAAUGAAUCAAAGACAACAUAGUAGACAGCCCUCAGAGUGUAUUGGGAAACAAAGUUCCUAAUGUGAACUGGGAGGGAUGGUGAAAGACAGGUGGUUGUGUCAUAAACACAUCUGGCCUCAUGGGCCAAGCUCAGUGAUCCUCUCAGGGACACAAGACCACGGCGUUCAGGCCUGAGCGGCAUUUGGUCUUCCUUUGAGGAUGGACAUUGGCUACUUGGAAAUCUACAGCUUUGCCCUUGACAAAAAGAAAGAAAGAAAAAAAAGGCCCUGUCUUCCGAACUCUAUUUUAAAAUCCAUCUGGCUACACGGGGAGGACCAGCACUUCAUUUCUGCUCCACGCCAAGGCCCUUGCCUGAUAUCUUUCUGAUCGUAACAUAUCCUUCAGUCCUAACAAAUAUAUAAUGUGGGCCUCAAAUCAUUUUUUAAAAUAUGUGUUAGAGGGAUCCCUGGGUGGCUCAGUGGUUGAGCAUCUACCUUUGGCUCAGGGUGUGAUCCCAGUCCUGGGAUCGAGUCCUGCAUCAGGCUCCCUGCAUGGAGCCUGCUUCUCCCUCUGCCUGUGUCUCUGCCUCUCCAGGUGUGUCUCUCACGAAUAAAUAAAUAAAAUAAAAUAUUUAAAAUA
Messenger RNA from Nyctereutes procyonoides (raccoon dog), 3236 nucleotides. It is a transcript of the gene SLC22A1, whose product is annotated as solute carrier family 22 member 1. The coding region runs from base 144 to 1859 and encodes 571 amino acids. NCBI's taxonomy places the organism in Eukaryota, Metazoa, Chordata, Mammalia, Carnivora, Canidae. The record is from RefSeq and is a predicted model, not a curated record. The transcript is spliced from 11 exons. Gene Ontology annotation, cellular component: membrane. Gene Ontology annotation, biological process: transmembrane transport.